UCAAGCAAAGCCAAGGAGAAGAAGCAAAAGCGCCUGGAGGAGCGAGCAGCCAUGGAUGCUGUUUGUGCCAAGGUGGAAGCUGCCAACAAACUCCAAGAUCCCCUCGAAGCUUUCCCAGUUUUUAAGAAAUACGACAGGAAUGGGUUGAACGUGGCCAUCGAGUGCAAACGUGUCUCUGGGCUGGAGCCCAGCACCCUGGAAUGGGCCUUCCAGCUGACCAAGGCCAACAUGCAGACCCUGUAUGAGCAGAGCGAGUGGGGCUGGAAGGAGCGGGAGAAGCGGGAGGAGCUGCGGGAUGAACGGGCCUGGUACCUCCUGGCCCUGGAGCCUGGGAAGGGCCCCGUGGCCUUUUCCCAC
Molecule: messenger RNA, 357 nt
Organism: Chaetura pelagica (chimney swift)
Lineage: Eukaryota; Metazoa; Chordata; Aves; Apodiformes; Apodidae
Gene: NAA40
Product: N(alpha)-acetyltransferase 40, NatD catalytic subunit
Exons: 4
Cellular component (GO): nucleus
Molecular function (GO): histone H2A acetyltransferase activity; protein N-terminal-serine acetyltransferase activity; histone H4 acetyltransferase activity
Source: RefSeq, a predicted model, not a curated record